Molecule: messenger RNA, 1149 nt
Organism: Pocillopora verrucosa
Lineage: Eukaryota; Metazoa; Cnidaria; Anthozoa; Scleractinia; Pocilloporidae
Source: RefSeq, a predicted model, not a curated record
CCGAUCAAGAACAACAUGGCGGCCAACAUGGCGAUUUGUCACAUUAAGAAGAAUCUAACAGCUUUGAGGCAAUAUCCUCGCGUAGCUUUGAACAACAUAAGAGAUUUACCUGAAGCAUUCAAAGCGCAACACCGUAAAGGACGUGGUAGAGGAUCUGGACGUGGAAAGACUUCUGGACGUGGCCACAAAGGACAGGGUCAACGAAAUACAAAACCUAGGCUUGGAUUUGAAGGAGGCCAAACACCUCUCUAUCUUCGUGUCCCAAAGCAUGGCUUCAAAAACAUAUACAAAAUGCAUUAUAGACCUCUGAACUUAAACCGCCUUCAGUUCUUCAUAGACAGUGGCCGUCUCAACCCCAAUGCUCCCAUCACCAUGUAUCAUCUUUGGAGAUCAGGAGUUACUGGUGGAAGAAUAAAGGAUGGGGUUGUAUUGCUGGGAGGGGGUACAACUUGGUUCCAAGCUAAAGUUGAUAUCGAGGUUAGCAAAGCAUCAAAAACUGCUAUAAAAGCCAUUGAACGACAGGGUGGAAAAAUCACAUGUGCUUAUUACAACAAACUGGGCCUUCGUUUGUUACUUAAACCAGAAAAGUUUGAAGGGAAAAGGAUUCCAAGAAGAGCUCGUCCUAAUACAAAGUUAAUGGAAUAUUACACAAGUGUUGAGAACAGAGGAUACCUGGCAGAUCCUGAUGAACUUGAAAAGGCCAGGCAACUUACUUACAAACUUGAAAAUGAAGUGGAUUAAUGCAGAAUGGACUUACUUGUAGUGGGGCCUUAAUAGGGUCAGUAAAUGACGUUUUACAUCAUCAAAUAAUAUGUGAACACUAGUUACAUGUAAAUAAUAAAUAACGUUCUCUUCCACAUAUCCCAUAUGGCCUGUAGGAGCUUUACGGCAAAAUUUGAUAUUGACUUCCCUUCUCUCUCACUGUGUGGAAUUUUCAAAUACAGAUCCAGGGAGACAUGAGCAUUAGCGUGAUAAGUACUUUUUGAUCGAGGGUCGUGAACCAAUACCAUAGUAAACAAAAUUUUUAAUCAGACCAAAAGCAAAUAUCAGAAGCUACCAAUGGGACUUCAAAGUUAUUCCCGUAACUAGCCGCAAGUAUGCAGGAAAACACAAGUGACUUAGUUUUAGUUUAUAUCUGAUUGGUUGAGA